Alternaria burnsii is the source of this 1566-nucleotide messenger RNA. Its product is annotated as amino acid permease-like protein. NCBI's taxonomy places the organism in Eukaryota, Fungi, Ascomycota, Dothideomycetes, Pleosporales, Pleosporaceae. Gene Ontology annotation, molecular function: amino acid transmembrane transporter activity. The record is from RefSeq and is a predicted model, not a curated record. Bases 1 to 1566 code for a protein of 521 amino acids. Gene Ontology annotation, biological process: amino acid transmembrane transport. The transcript has 3 exons. Gene Ontology annotation, cellular component: membrane.
AUGUUGGACCACAUCCGAGAUAUCGAGAGUUCGCCCCAUAUCGACUACCAUCAUUCCGACGAUGGCAAGCCAAUCAUCGAGCCACAACUGAACGUCGGUGGUCAUGGCGCUACCCAGCGCCGUCUCAGGGACUAUCAUGUCACCAUGAUUGGUUUUUGUUCUGGAAUAGGGACGGGACUUUUCAUUGGAACCGGCUCUGCAUAUGCAGAUGCUGGACCGGCAGGGUUGUUGCUUGCCUACAUCGUUGUCGGGAGUGUCUUAUGGUGUGUCAUGCAAAGUGUUGCAGAACUGGCUACGGUGAUUCCUACUGCUGGCUCAUUCCCACAUUUCGCGAGCCGCUUCAUUGACCCAGCUGUCGGAUUCUCCUUGGCUAUAAGCUAUGGUUAUUGCUACACUAUAUCCAUCGCCGCCGAAUGCUCGGCAUCCGCAAUCCUGGUCGGCUACUGGACUGACAUGUCACCUGCUAUUGUCAUUACCAUCAGUCUUGUCCUCAUUCUCGCAAUUAAUCUGCUUAGCGUGCGUUGGUUUGGUGAAUCGGAAGUCGCUGCAGGUACGAUCAAGAUCGCGUGCUUCCUGGGUCUGAUCCUGGUUUCUAUUGUCAUAACGACCGGAGGCGCACCAAACGGCGAGACCAUUGGAUUCCGCUAUUGGAACAACCCCGGAGCCUGGGUAGAUUACAAUGGCAUCACUGGACCAACGGGUCACUUUCUAGGAUUCCUGGCAUCGUUCGUCAACGCGGCGUUCUCCUUCAUAGGCGUCGAGGUGGUGGUUAUUACAGCUGCCGAGAGCAUCAACCCUCACGUUGCCAUCCCAAAGUCGGCCAAACGCGUUACAUUCCGAAUCGCCCUGUUCUAUGUUCUGGGUGCUCUUCUUAUUGGAAUCAUUGUCGACCCUAGGAAUCCCGGUCUCGUAUCAGACAGUGGAAAUGCCAACUCUUCACCUUGGGUCAUCGCCAUCAAGCAGGCAGGCAUCAGCACCCUCCCUUCGAUUGUGAAUGCCUGCAUUCUCAUAUCUGCCUGGUCGGCAGGUAACUCUUAUUGUUGGGUCGGAUCCCGUAUCAUCGUUGCGAUGACCACGGACCGCCAACUCCCACAAUUCUUUGGCCGUACCUGGAGCAACGGCGUACCGUACUGGGCGGUCCUCGCUUCUUGGGCUUUUGGGCCUCUCGCAUAUCUCAGUCUGGGUUCUGGUGGUGCUGCACAAGCUUUCGGCUGGUUAGUCAGUCUUAGCACUGUUGCGGGAUUGAUUGCCUGGGCGACAUUAUGUUUCUGCUUCAUCCGCUUCUAUGCUGCCAUGAAAGCGCAGGGACACAGUCGAGACAGCUUGCCUUGGAAGAGCCCGUUCCAGCCUUUUACCGCAUGGUAUGGGUUCAUUGGGUCCACUAUCAUUACUUUGAUUACAGGAUUCCCUGUGUUUUUGAAAGGGAACUGGAGUACGGGUGAUUUCAUCGCCUCGUACAUUGGCAUACCACUUUUUAUAGUGCCAAUCAUUGUCUGGAAGCUGUGGCAUAAGACACAAUUUGCGCGUGCCAAAACCAUUGAUCUACAUUCUGGACGUCUUCGGUAA